Molecule: messenger RNA, 1482 nt
Organism: Talaromyces stipitatus ATCC 10500
Lineage: Eukaryota; Fungi; Ascomycota; Eurotiomycetes; Eurotiales; Trichocomaceae
Product: F-box domain protein
Exons: 2
Coding region: 1-1482 (493 amino acids)
Molecular function (GO): protein binding
Source: RefSeq, a predicted model, not a curated record
AUGGCCCUCACCUACAAAGGGGACAUGGCAUAUCUCCCUCAAGAGAUAUUCCAGAUGAUCAUCCAGCACCUGGAACCUGUCGAUCUCGUCCGUUGUCGUCGCGUAUCUUCCUCGUGGUAUCGAGCGUUUACGAAUCCAGUCAGUCUUGCCCAAGUUCUCAAAGUCACUUUUCCGCUGGCAAAAGAAGUGAGGGAGCUCGUCGGUCAGAUCAAAGGUCCAAUACCCUACGACACGAUCUACAACGACCCCCCAGAAAAAUGGCGAUUAAUUUUCGAUAGAGUCACAGAACGCUAUUAUCGUUUGACAAAUGGAAUACCUCGCUCGGUACAGACAAUCGAUUUUCAGGAUACCCGAACUGCUCCGGGUGAAGAUGGAUAUUUCAGUGUUCCACACUGGAACAGUCAUUCAAGUCAUCCUGGAUCUUUCAUCGACAUGUUAUUUGAGCCUGUAUUUUGGACAUAUAACGAAGGGUUGGUUGUUUAUCCGGAUGAGCGUGGACGGUGUUUGAUGCUCUUAGAUGUGGAGACUGAAGAGCAGUUCAUGGUCCCAUUCGUGACUAUUGAUAAAGUCAUACGAAGAAUGCGUCUACAUGAUCGAUUGCUUGUGAUUGAGUGGGCUGAAAGUGAAACCUUCCAUUGGUUAAAUGACCAAGAUAGUGUUCAUCGUCACUUUGCCACGUCUUUCGAAGUCAAUGCUGUUGGACGAGGAUGGGACAUUGUCUUCCGCAAUGAAUGGAAGAUUAUGUUCCUAGGCCACCCCUUGGGCGAAAGAGAUCGCUUCUUUUCAUGUCACAGUCGCAGUCAUUAUGCGAUCUAUACCUGGCAGCCGAACCGCAGUCUUUACACCGCAGACGAAGAUGCACCCAUCGAGUCUCUAUCUAUUUGGGAUAUUUCCGCAGCCUCUGGUUACAGACCAUCGCAGGAUCCGACAGGAAGACCAAAAGACAACGGCCCAAGGCAAGUUGCCAGCUUCGCCUUUCGAGACCUUGAAUUCUACUCGGUGAGGCAAAGGGGGCUCCCAGCAAUCAUGAGAAUGGACAUUGACAGUGACUCGAAUUCCAUCUCUAUCACGGAGGUAAGGGAUAAUGCCCAUAUGGACUUCAAUGUUCUAGAAUAUGCUCCUUGGACGCGCAUCAUAACCAUACCAUUCAUUGGUCAAGGUCCUGCAUGGCAGCGAGAGGUACAAACUCGCAUGGAGAUUGCGCCCUGGACAGUUACAAAGCCAUGGCCAUGUUACUGUGCUAUUUGUGAGAGUAUUGAUGAGAAAGCGCAGGUAUCUUUCUGCAUUUCGUACGCUUCAUCCAAGGUCCAGGCAGGCUUUGACAAGACUUUACUACUACUUACUAUCCAUACACCCCAUGGAAUCAGGACCCUACCUCAAGAAUUUUCCCAACAGCUUUCGUACACGGGCAAGAUCUGUGGCGAUGAGCGCUUCGUCAUUGGCGAAAACGACCUCAACCAAUUAGUGGUCAUGAAGUUCUAA